AGCGGUCCCUGAAGGCAUGCACGUGGGCGUGUCCGCGGGACUUAAGGUAGAUAUUUCAGGUUCAGCAGGGAGACGUCAGGUGUGGCUGAUACACUUUUCCGGUUCAAACUGAAAUCCAGAGGAACUUCCUGUUGUUAUCAUGACGUCUUUAUGGGAUGACUUGGACAGUCUGGUGAAUUCCCCUUCCUCGUUCGAAGCAACAACUGGAGAGAGAGGAACCAUCAAGCCCAAAGCAAACUUUGAUGCAGGAGACGAUGCUGUGGAAUUGAGGAAGGCCAUUGAAGGACUUGGCACCAAAGACAAAGUUUUAAUUGACAUUUUGACCCAUCGAAGCAGCGCUCAGAGGCAGCUCAUCUGUGAAGCUUAUCUUGAAGCCACUGGAAGAACUCUAGUGGAUGACCUAAAAGGAGACACCAGUGGUGACUUUGAGGAGUUGCUUGUUGCGCUCGCCACCCCUCCUGCAGCGUACGACUGCCAUGAAGUGAUGCGGGCCAUGAAAGGAGCUGGGACAAAGGACAGCGUCUUGAUUGAAAUCUUUGCCUCAAGAUCCAACCAACAAAUCAAAGCUCUCUCUGAUGUCUAUCUGGAAGAAACCGAGAAGAAGUUGACCCGUGACCUGAAGAAGGAAAUUUCAGGAGACUUUUCUAAUGCGCUGCUCCUGCUGGCCGAGGGCAAGAGGGAUGACAGCACUGCAGUCGAUGCAGAGAAGGCAAAAGAAGACGCCAAGACCCUUUACGAUGCUGGGGAGAAGAAGUGGGGCACGGAUGAAUCUAAGUUUGUCGACAUCCUCUGCCACAGAAGUAUACCUCAACUGAGACAAACUCUUGUUGAAUACAAGAACAUCAGUGGAAAGACUCUGCAGCAGAGCAUCGAAGGAGAGAUGUCAGGGGAGCUGGAGGAACUUCUGGUGGCUAUAGUGAAAUGUGUGAAGAGCGAACCGGCCUACUUUGCAGAGCGCCUGUAUGAGAGCAUGAAGGGUUGUGGAACAGACGAGUCGACUCUGAACAGGAUCAUGGUGAGCCGCUCUGAGAUCGAUAUGCUGGACAUCAGAGCCGAGUUCAAGAAACUGUACGAAUACUCUCUGCACUCUGCCAUUGAGUCAGAUCUGUCAGACAGCCUUGGGGAGUGUGUGAUGGCCAUCUGUGGAGGAGACGACUAACUAACACGAUCUCUACCUGAGGACAAGAAGAAAUCUGCUUCCUCUUGAACUCACGUCGUCUUCGGAUACUAAACUUUCAUCUUAAAUUACUAAUCUGUAACUUGUCUUUCAUCGAUCGAAAGACAUGGUGUAUAAUUAUAAAAGAUAGUCCAAUGAGACAUGCAAAUCUUGAAGUUCAAAUUUCAAACUGAAGUCUUAAUAUGAAAUUCUGUUUUGUUUCAGUCUGAUUGCAGAGGGAAAUGGGAAAAGAGUCUGCUAAAAAUGUGUGGAGGAGAUGAUGAGUAACAUUGAUAUGCUUUUGCUCACUCUACGGCUUUGUCUUCAUUUGUGUCAGUUUGUCAUUCUUGUCAACAAAAAUAUCCUCACAUCUUAUGAAAUGCUUGAGGAAACAACUGCUCAUAUCGGAAGCUCCCAAACUUUAUUUAUUAAAACAAAUAAUGACACCACUGUUUAGUUUAUCAAUAUAAUUGUUCUUCUUAUUGUUGAUUACUACAACUGUAAAUUGCAUCAGGAGGACCAUUUUGAUAUGACAUUCUCUGAUAAAUGGAUUAAAAAAUAAUUGCUUGAAAUUUG
Molecule: messenger RNA, 1732 nt
Organism: Eleginops maclovinus (Patagonian blennie)
Lineage: Eukaryota; Metazoa; Chordata; Actinopteri; Perciformes; Eleginopidae
Gene: anxa3a
Product: annexin A3a
Exons: 14
Coding region: 140-1159 (339 amino acids)
Cellular component (GO): cytoplasm
Molecular function (GO): calcium ion binding; calcium-dependent phospholipid binding
Source: RefSeq, a predicted model, not a curated record